UUUUAAGGUUAAUGUUGUGAAAGUGUCCAUUUUAAGUUUUUUUUGGAGAAGUUUCCGUGAGGCAGCAGGAAGAUCUGAUUUAUUUGCUCUUUAUUAUGAGGGAUUUUGUUUUUGGCUUAAACGUUGCAAAGAAUCGAUGGAGGUUGUGUUUGUUGGAAUGUUUUGUGUGAUCACGUAAAAUUCCUGUAUUAUCAUGGCUUUCAAAGGUUCUCGUGAAGAAAAUGUUGUAAAUGGAUAAAGAUCACUGUUUUUCUUUGGUUUGAUCACGUUAUUUAUGAGGAAUCGUGCAAUAGAAACGGAAAAUAGGAACAAGAAGCAGGUCAUUGUGGUGACUGGUUAAGCAGAUCGAAGCUUGCAAAUUCUGAAGACUGGAAACUAUUUUUGUCAUGAAUAAUAAAAUGCGGCCAAAGAUGGGAUCACAGCCGGCUGCUAAUUUCAUCGGCGGGGGACUUCCCGUUUGCCUCUCAGGAAUUGGAAUCCACUCCCGGCUACAACCUUCCAACCGCUAUCCUCGGCUUCACCAUCGCCAUGAAGCAACCAGGAGGUGGCCGUACUCCAGACAAAAUUCCAUCACCGACUGUGAGGUGCAUCACGUUGAAGCAGCUCUCGGUCAAAGGCUGCGAGAGAUUUCGCUGAGCGAGAAUUUCGUUCAAGGAGGGCCUCGCCACGCAUUGUCUUUACAAAUGGCUGAUCUUGAUCGGAGAAGAGAAGCAAUCAGAAAGCGCCGAACUAAUCACGGAGUAACUAACUUAAUGCAAGAUCAAAGGUCAGUUUUAGACCAAAGAAAUGACAAUCGUAUGAAUACGGUCAUACGUGUAGUAAUGCAGCUUCCAUCUUUUCAGCACGAAUUUGACAGGGAGUUGAUGUGUCACGGAUGUGCAAAAGCAGCUUAAAUUCUUGCUCAUUUCAAAUAGUGUUUGACACUGGUGAAAUGAUAGUUCUGAAUGGAUGAAGCUGAAACAGGCUUUUUUUUUACCUUCUCGGUAAAACAAAUUUAUCGUGUUUGUACAUACACUGCGAAUGACUUGGUUACAGAAAAGUUUGUUUUACCGUGUUUGUACAUACGCUGUGAAUGAUUUGGUUACAGAAAAGAAUCGUUUUAUGUUUUA
Messenger RNA from Cryptomeria japonica (Japanese cedar), 1109 nucleotides. RefSeq lists its product as uncharacterized. The transcript is spliced from 5 exons. Lineage: Eukaryota; Viridiplantae; Streptophyta; Pinopsida; Cupressales; Cupressaceae. The coding region runs from base 387 to 893 and encodes 168 amino acids. The record is from RefSeq and is a predicted model, not a curated record.